Molecule: messenger RNA, 3537 nt
Organism: Amphibalanus amphitrite
Lineage: Eukaryota; Metazoa; Arthropoda; Thecostraca; Balanomorpha; Balanidae
Gene: Lon
Product: lon protease homolog, mitochondrial-like
Exons: 17
Coding region: 144-3074 (976 amino acids)
Biological process (GO): mitochondrion organization; protein quality control for misfolded or incompletely synthesized proteins; chaperone-mediated protein complex assembly
Cellular component (GO): mitochondrial matrix
Molecular function (GO): serine-type endopeptidase activity; ATP binding; ATP hydrolysis activity
Source: RefSeq, a predicted model, not a curated record
GCAGCCUUGCGAAGGUCUCGGGAAGAACAGGACAAGAAAAGGACUGGAUUGUUUCGUUUUUUAAUAUUUCAUUCUCAACAGCGUAAAGAUUAAUUUUCAACGAGGGGUCAUUGCGGAAGUUCCUCCACGUUGUAGACCCCAGGAUGGCCACCAAGCUCCUGCAGGCGUGCGUGCGCUGCUCGCGGCUGCACGCGCGCCGCCAGCUGUGUCGGCCGGCGGCGGCUGCUCUGUACCUGCCGCCGGGCGGACCGGCCGCCGGCGGUCUGCUGCCCACCGGCCGGCGCCUGCCCGCCGCCCCCGCCCCCGCCCCCGCCGCGGCGGUGACGCCCGCGCGCCGCUGGAUGAGCUCCGAGCCGCCCCCAGAGGAGGGUGACGGAGACGCGCCGCCGGCGUCGGCCGAGCCGCCCGUGUCGCCGUCCUUCCACCAACUGCCGGCGGCCGUCACCGUGCCAGAGGUGUGGCCCAACCUGCCCGUCAUCGCCAUCAACCGCAACCCCGUCUUCCCCAGGUUCAUCAAAAUCGUCGAGGUGACCAAUAGAUCGCUGAUGGAUUUGAUCAGAAGGAAGGUCAAGCUGAACCAACCAUAUGCUGGAAUAUUUCUCAAGAAGGUUGAAAAUGAUGACGAGGUGGUGUCCCGUCUCUCGGAAAUCCACCCGGUGGGCACGUUCGUGCAGAUCCACGAGCUGCAGGACCUGGGCGACAAGCUGCGCAUGAUCGUGAUGGCGCACCGGCGGAUCCGUGCCGUGCGCCCGCUGCCUGAGGACGCUGACUCGGGACUGGACACGGCGCCGCCCGUCAGCGAUAAUGUGCUGAAGCUGAACUUUCCUGCGUUCCGCGCCUCCGUCACCUCGCCAGUGGAGUCCGGUGAGCCGCCGCUGAGCGGACUCCAGCGGCGCCGGCGGCGGCGGCGCACACAGGACUCUCCUGCUCCUGCGGCGCCCGCCCAGGGGGAGCAGGAGGUGGAGCAGGCCACCGACUCCCUGGACCGACAGGCGGCGGAGCAGGAGACGGCGGAGCAGGAGCAGGAGCCGCCGCAGCAGCAGUCCGGGGACCUGCUCAUGGUCCGCGUGGAGAACGUCACCCACGAGAAGUUCGAGCACACUGAGGAGGUCAAGGCGCUCACUCAAGAGAUCGUGAAGACGGUGCGCGACAUUAUCGCUCUGAACCCGCUGUACCGGGAGAGCGUACAACAGAUGGUGGCGCAGGGCCAGCGCGUGGUCGACAACCCCGUGUACCUGAGCGACCUGGGCGCGGCGCUGACGGCCAGCGAGCCGGACGAGGUGCAACAGGUGCUGGAGGAGACCAACAUCCCCAAGCGUCUGCGGCUGGCGCUGGCCAUGCUGAAGAAGGAGUUUGAGCUGAGCAAGCUGCAGCAGAAGAUCGGCAGGGAGGUCGAGGAGAAGGUGAAGACCCAGCACCGCAAGUUCAUGCUCAACGAACAGCUCAAGGUCAUCAAGAAGGAGCUGGGCCUGGAGAAGGACGACAAACAGGCUAUCGAGGAAAAGUUCAGAGAGAGGAUCAAGGGCAAACAAGUUCCCAAAGAUGUGAUGGAGGUAAUUGAAGAGGAGAUAGGCAAACUGGGAUUCCUGGAGAAUCACUCUAUGGAGUUCAACGUCACUCGCAACUACCUGGACUGGCUGACGGGCCUGCCGUUCGGAGCGCACAGCGAGGAGCGACUCGACCUCGACGUGGCCUCGGAGAUCCUCGACGAGGACCAUUACGGCAUGGAGGACGUCAAAAAGCGCAUCCUCGAGUUUAUCGCCGUGAGUAAGCUGAAGGGUGGCACCCACGGCAAGAUCCUGUGCUUCCAUGGGCCGCCGGGAGUGGGCAAGACGAGCAUCGCGCGCUCGAUCGCCCGCGCACUGAACCGAGAGUACUUCCGGUUCAGCGUGGGCGGCAUGUAUGAUGUGGCCGAGAUCAAAGGGCACCGAAGGACCUACGUCGGAGCCAUGCCAGGCAAGAUGAUCCAAUGUCUGAAGAAGGUGAAAACGGAAAACCCGCUGGUUCUGAUCGAUGAGGUGGACAAAAUUGGAAAGGGCUACCAGGGCGACCCGACCUCGGCGCUGUUGGAGCUGCUGGAUCCCGAGCAGAACGCCAACUUCCUCGACCACUAUCUGGACGUUCCGGUCGACCUCUCCAAGGUGCUGUUUAUCUGCACUGCUAACGUGCUGGACACGAUCCCGGACCCACUGCGGGACCGGAUGGAGAUGAUCGAGGUGUCCGGCUACGUGGCCGAGGAGAAACUCAACAUCGCCAGACAGUACAUCAUACCGCAGGCCCGCACGGACACAGGCGUGAAGGAGGAGUCGGUGACGAUCACAGACGGCGCGCUGGGCACCCUAAUCCGGUCCUACUGCCGGGAGUCGGGCGUCAGGAACCUCCAGAAACAAAUCGAAAAGAUAAUGCGUAAGUCGGCGUUCAAGCUGGUGAAGGAGGACGCCGAGACUUUGACAGUCGACACCACCAGUCUGACCGAGUACGUCGGCAAGCCCAUCUUCACCAGCGACCGCAUGUACCAGCAGACGCCGCCGGGCGUGGUGUGUGGUCUCGCCUGGACGGCCAUGGGUGGAUCCACACUGUACAUCGAGUCCUCGGCGGUCGGCGAGUCGAAACGCGGCGCGUUUGAGGCCACGGGACGGCUGGGAGAUGUGAUGAAGGAGAGUAUCCAGAUCGCGCACAGCUACUGCAAGAAGCUGCUGAGCUCGCUGGAGCCGGGCAACACGUUCCUGGACACCAACCGGGUCCACUUGCACAUUCCCGAGGGCGCCACCCCUAAGGACGGCCCCAGCGCCGGCUGCACGCUGGUAACGGCGCUGCUCUCCCUGGCGCGCGACCAGCCCGUCCGACAGGACCUGGCCAUGACCGGCGAGCUCUCCCUGACCGGCAAAAUACUGCCCGUCGGCGGCAUCAAGGAGAAAGUCAUCGCCGCGAAGCGGGCAGACAUCAAGAUCAUCUGUUUGCCGGAGGAAAACCGAAAGGACUUCGACGACCUGCCUCACUUCAUCCGGGAGGGCAUCGAGGUGCACUUCGUGAGCCACUACACGGAUAUUCUGCCGAUCGCCUUCCCCAGCUAGGCGGCCGUCGGGCCGAGGAACGUUUUGCCGCGUCGUGGAGCGUUGUGUUCAGACAGCGAAUAGUCGCCUAUGGACAGCAUAUGAGCUGUUCGAACCGCAGUGUCCGAGGAGCCGGACAGGCGAGUACCUAUUAUAACCGACCCCGCGGCUGCAGCCACGCGCUCACCGCGGCGGUCGGCCCGGUCGGCGCCGAGGCCCGGGAGUGGUCCGUUUUGUACGCGUCAGCGCGCCUACCGCUUGUAUAGGGUCGCGUUACGGCCCGUGCUGCAGUCAGGGAGGGGAGCGGCGGCGUGGGUCCGCCGUUGGAGCGAUCACGAUUCAUUUCUCAUCGCGCUGUGAUCUGAGCCGUUACAGACGUCGGAGGCCGGCCGAAAUGUGCAGCUGUCUGCCGGUCUGUGUUGCUACUUGCUAUGUCUGUUGAAAAUGACCAAUGUGUAGCUGCUAUACACGUCCGAAUGGAUUA